This is a messenger RNA of Monomorium pharaonis (pharaoh ant), 1988 nucleotides long. It is a transcript of the gene Mat1, whose product is annotated as CDK-activating kinase assembly factor MAT1. The record is from RefSeq and is a predicted model, not a curated record. Gene Ontology annotation, biological process: positive regulation of cyclin-dependent protein serine/threonine kinase activity; regulation of transcription by RNA polymerase II; nucleotide-excision repair. The coding region runs from base 340 to 1311 and encodes 323 amino acids. Gene Ontology annotation, cellular component: transcription factor TFIIH holo complex. The transcript has 3 exons. Gene Ontology annotation, molecular function: cyclin-dependent protein serine/threonine kinase activator activity. Lineage: Eukaryota; Metazoa; Arthropoda; Insecta; Hymenoptera; Formicidae.
UCGAGAGACCGAAGCGUACGUCGAGAAGUAGCAAGUAGUUUUGGCUAUGUAGUGGUCUGUUCUUUUUCGCUGCACUGCUACACUGGUGCAACAAGUUAGAAUGAGAAAAAAUAUAUUUGUCUCACUUUAACUUAUUGCACCAGUGCAUCAGUACAGCUAAAAAGAACAGGCUUAGGUUAUGUUGUCAGAGUCGUAUGGAUCGUGUGCAACUGUAUAUAAACCACAUUAUUUAAAUAUGAUAUUAGAACGUAAUAUUAGGUAGUUUAUGAGUGGCAGUCGGUUAUACCAAGCAAUUACCUCAACAUUUAAUUUUGUGCGAGAAAUAAUAAUAUUUACAAUAUGGAUGAGCAAGCGUGUCCGCGGUGUAAAACCACCAAAUACCGAAACCCAUCGUUGAAGAUGAUGGUGAACGUCUGCGGUCAUACGUUAUGCGAAAACUGCGUGGAUCUGCUCUUUCUAAAAGGCUCCGGAUCCUGUCCAGAAUGCAAGAUUCCACUGAGGAGAACAAACUUCAGAGUUCAAAUGUUCGAGGAUUCCAUGGUUGAGAAGGAGAUGAAUAUAAGGAAACGUAUCCUACGAGAUUUCAAUAAGAAGGAAGAAGACUUUUCUACGUUAAGGGAAUACAAUGAUUAUUUAGAGGAAAUUGAGACUAUAAUAUAUAACCUGGCCAAUAAUAUUGACGUAGUUGAAACGAACAAGAAGAUAGAGCAGUACAAAAAGGAUAACAAGGAGCAAAUAGCAAAAAGUAAGUCAAAGCUUGGCAGAAACGAGUACGAGCUAGAAGAGAUAAUAGAACUGGAGAAGCAGAAGGAGGAAGAGAGGAGGAUAGAACUUGUGAAGGAGGAGAUCGAGACGAAGAAGAGAAAGAUUCGCGAGAAGGAGGCUCUGAUCGACGAGUUAACGUUCUCCGACUCUAAUGCCAAAAAUAUCGUUGAAUCCUUCGCCUCUGCAAUACAGACGCAGAAAAAGGAAGCAAAAACAGCUCUAUCGUCUACCGUUAGAGCAACUCAAUUUAGCACGGGAAUUAAAUUUGGUAAUCAGACAAAUCAGAACUACUUAUCGGUGCCAAAGAUAGAAGAGGGACCUCUCUACACUUACACGCCCAUUCGGCAGCAAAUAGAAGGCCCGUCGCCGCCCACCUGGCGAGAGCUUCAAGCUCGUGGAUACGUUUCCCAUAUACGUAACGAAUGUCAGGUCGAGAGAGCGGGAGGAUUCAGGGCGCACGUUGCAUGCCUACGAGCAUUACAGGAAGCGAUGGCUGGCCUGUACCACAAUCCUUCGCAACGACAAGCGGAAUUCGCGCCUGUAUGACGUAAAAUAUUUUCGAAUAACGAAUGUGAUACGUAUCCGUGUUUUCCCUAACUUUUUCAUGAUGCUAAAUAUUGCUUUAAGCUUCAGCUGUCGAAAUAAGAAUCAUUAUUUUGGUUUGUCACAUAAAAAAGAAAGUGUUAAUUUGUCAUGCAAUGACAGUGCCUUGAGUAUGAAUUGAUUCGUGUAUGAUGCAUUAUAGUUCAAAUUACCACUUCUGUCAUCAGAGAGCGUUGAUUUUCUGUUUUGUGUUAAAUGUAAAUAGAUUUCUCAUUUUUAAUAUAAUUUUAAUGUUUAUUACUUAAAGUAAAUUCCAUAUCGUUAUAUUUUGUGAUACGCAUUUCUUUGCGAUCAAAGAGAACAAAAAAUUUUUUUCCAUAAAAAUGGUUUAUGUUUUACUUAACAAAAACGCGAUGUAAAACAUCAACAUUGUUACAAAUGUCGAGAUAUUAUGUAAUAUAUGUAUAUAUGAAUAUAUAUUACAUAUAUCAUAAUAUAUAAUUCUGCAAAGAGGAAAAUAAACUUUUGUGAUUUGUAUGUCGGUGUUGUUUGCAUUGAAUUGAUUAUGUAUUUAUAAUUGUGCUUAGAAUUCAUCUCAAUUUGUCUCAAUUUGUAAUAAUUUGUCGUUAUUAUAGCUUAUAUAAAUCUAUGUUAUAGAUAUAAAAAAUACUUUUGUUAAA